AAGAGGAAGAAGAAAACUUAACGAAAAGAAACAAACUUAAGAGAAUGGCCGUCUUCCUCUGCUUUACGGACGCCAAAAGCAUUGGACUCAUAAAAGCGAACUCCCAUUCCUCCCUCGCCCCUUCUGUGGUCUGAUAGCGCUCCACGUAGGCGUGUGGGGGUAUCCAGUUUACCCUUUCGCGUCCCCUAAACGCCCACCUGAGCCUAGCGGAGAAGAAGAGACCCCGGUGGAUGGCGGCCAGCGGCGGCGGCGGCGGAAUCCGGCCGGAGCUCGGCGGCCGGAUUGCCCCGAGGGAGUGCGAGUCCUGCCGAUCUGUCCCCGGCAUCCCCUUCUGCCGCGUCGAGUGGUCCUUCCUCUGCACCGGCUGCGCCGCCCUCGUCCACGGCCACAACUGGAUCGUUGCCGUCCCCCCAAACCCCAACCCUAACCCCAAUUCCAACGCCUAUCCCUGCCCGUACGCCAACCCUCACCACGUCGUGCAGCUGUGGUCCGAUGAGGAGGCCCCCUCCGCCGGUGAUCCUGAUGACGGCGCCAACGGGGCGGCCGGCUCCAGCUACGGCGGGGGAAAGCGGAGGCGGCGGUCGGCCGGCUUUGCGGCGACCGGUGGGCCGGUGGCAAGCGUGAUGAGGCGCAAGGAGAAGCGGAAGAGCCGCAAGUUCGAGAAGACGGUCAGCUACGAGACCCGGAAGGUGUAUUUGGACCUGAGGCCCCGAGUCGACGGGAAGUUCACCAGGCCGGACUCCGGUGGCGACGAGGCGAGGCCGGACUCCGGCAAGGAGGCGAGGGCCGAUGCCAGUGAAGCCGGGGGAAAGGCCAGAUGCUAACGAGCAGCUGAGGUCGGAUGCGAGCGAGGUGGUGAGGUUGAAUUCGAGCGACGAGGUGGGGCUGCCGGAGGCGGGAGAAGAGGAAUUGAGGCAGUUGGAUGCUGUUGAUGAACUGAGGUUGGAGGGAUACUGAUGGCGGGUCUUGGGUUGAUCAACACUAUCUGGGCUGGUUUGUUCAACAGAAAUUUUUUCCAAGAGAGGUUAAGCGGCUUGGAGGCAGUUCCAUGUGCCUCCUCUUAAGGAGCUCCAUUGAUAUAUCUGGUGUUCUUGUAUCAUUUCAGUCAUUGCCUAGUUAAAAGACCUUCUACCCAUCAUUAAAUGCCCUCAAGCAAAAUGUCUAGCCUCUUUGCUGGAGAAUUAGCAGGUCUGUUAGCUUCUUUAUGAACUUGCCUCUAUGUAAACUGUUCGAACCUGUAUUUUUUUUUAUUAUUUUAAUUUGUUUGAGAAACAAAAUGUAAUGAGAGGGGAAAAGAAGGAAAAAUCUAAUGAAUGGAAGCCUGGCAGCAACCUAAAACUCAUGUCAACUGAUCGUAGAACUCGUAAGGCCUGGUCCUAAUAUGGAAACCUAAUUAGUGUUUCA
Molecule: messenger RNA, 1404 nt
Organism: Phoenix dactylifera (date palm)
Lineage: Eukaryota; Viridiplantae; Streptophyta; Magnoliopsida; Arecales; Arecaceae
Biological process (GO): regulation of DNA-templated transcription
Cellular component (GO): nucleus
Molecular function (GO): protein binding
Source: RefSeq, a predicted model, not a curated record